AUCCCAAAGGAAUCACUAUUCCUAUCGUCAAUAUAAUACACCUGCACCUUGCUUGAAUCGGUUUCUGUCCUGGUGGUCUUAAUCUGUGCUUCCAAUUCUGACCGCUAUAUGAAGAAGAUUCUUCACAAUUAGUUGGGUUUAACCACGUGACAAGUACACGACCUCCAUCGAAUACUACCAGCCUAUCUGCGGUGAUCUUUACGAAGUCUCUCUUAUAUUGCUUUCAAUCUCCUUCAUCCAACUUUUAUUAUCCUCUAUCAAGUUCGUUUCACCUGCACUCUUGCAGGUCCUGAAAGCAAUUCUUAAAAAAAGAAAGGGGAAAGGAAAGGAAAAUGACAACCAUAUCCACCCCACCGAUAGAAAUGCCACACGCAGAACCUACAUCUCCUUCUACGACUCCAAUCGAGAUCUCAUUUCCACUUCCAAAGACACCUCAUACGACAGCCCAUGUUCACCUGACUUUCCUGGCUACCUCAACCAUGGUCUUUCUGGCCACGACGACGCCGGGAGAUUCGGCGGGGACGAUGAAGCCGCUGGGGAGUUUUGUGUAUGCGAUGCCGGAUCGCACAAACACCCGCCCCGCACUCUCCACGGCGCUCUACACAUCUCCCGCUAGCAUCGACUACGCGACGCGAACGGCAAAGAUCCUCGCGCGUCGCAUGCGUCGUCCCGUCUAUGUCGGAUGUAGCAUCGACACGGUGGCGGCCGGUUCAACGGCCGAGGAGGAAAUGGAAGGGCUAGCGAAGAUCGUGGACGAGAUUAUGAAGAAGUGGGAUGAGAAACAGAGGGCAGAUGGUGUUGUUAAUGGCGUGUGAAUCUGGGACAGGUUCUUAGCAAAAAAGAAGAUGAGGACGAAGACACUACUUUGCGAGGACAGUUUGCUGUGCUCCUAAGUUGUUGAUGACUUGAUGAGCGUAUUCUGUUUAACCCUUGGAUUGACCGCAGUUUUAAUAACUUAGGAUUCUCCUCUGAUUGUGUAAUCCACCAGUUGAUGCGGCUUCGUGAAGCCGUUCUUCAGAUAUAAUCAAACAUGCCUGUCUACCGCUAUCUAGAUCCCCUGUACAGGAAUAUAUAUAUAUAUAUAUAUAUAUAUAU
Paecilomyces variotii is the source of this 1095-nucleotide messenger RNA. RefSeq lists its product as hypothetical. NCBI's taxonomy places the organism in Eukaryota, Fungi, Ascomycota, Eurotiomycetes, Eurotiales, Thermoascaceae. The transcript has 2 exons. The record is from RefSeq and is a predicted model, not a curated record. Bases 333 to 815 code for a protein of 160 amino acids. Gene Ontology annotation, biological process: proteasome assembly.